Molecule: messenger RNA, 1119 nt
Organism: Merops nubicus (carmine bee-eater)
Lineage: Eukaryota; Metazoa; Chordata; Aves; Coraciiformes; Meropidae
Gene: ACMSD
Product: aminocarboxymuconate semialdehyde decarboxylase
Exons: 10
Coding region: 1-1011 (336 amino acids)
Biological process (GO): secondary metabolic process
Cellular component (GO): cytosol; cytoplasm
Molecular function (GO): carboxy-lyase activity; hydrolase activity
Source: RefSeq, a predicted model, not a curated record
AUGAAAAUUGAUAUUCAUAGCCACAUUCUACCUAAGGAAUGGCCUGACCUAAAAAAGAGAUAUGGAUAUGGUGGAUGGGUACAGCUGGAUCAUCACUGCAAGGGACAGGCAAAGAUGAUGAAGGAUGGAAAGGUUUUUAGAGUUAUUCAAGAGAACUGCUGGGAUCCAGAAGUACGGAUUAAAGAGAUGGACCUAUCAGGAGUCACAGUGCAAGUCCUUUCCACAGUCCCUGUAAUGUUCAGCUACUGGGCCAAACCUCAGGAUACUUUAGAUCUAGCCCAGAUACUAAACAAUGACUUAGCUGCUACAGUAAGGAAGUACCCCAAGAGGUUUGUGGGCUUGGGUACGUUACCUCUGCAAGCUCCAUCCCUGGCUGUGAGGGAAAUGCAUCGCUGUGUGAGUGAGCUUGGAUUUCCUGGAGUACAAAUCGGAUCUCAUGUCAAUGAAUGGGACCUGAAUGCACCAGAACUGUACGAUAUUUAUGCUGCUGCUGAACAAUUAAAUUGCUGUCUCUUUGUGCAUCCCUGGGACAUGCAAAUAGAUGGAAGGAUGUCAAAGUAUUGGUUUCCCUGGCUAAUAGGCAUGCCAGCAGAAACAACUAUAGCCAUUUGCUCCAUGAUUAUGGGAGGAAUUUUUGAAAAAUUUCCUAAGUUGAAAGUUUGCUUUGCACAUGGAGGAGGAGCUUUUCCAUACACAGUGGGGCGAAUCUCCCAUGGAUUCAACAUGCGCCCCGAUUUGUGUGCAGUGGAUAAUAAGGUGGAUCCCAGAAAAUACCUUGGUUCAUUUUACACCGACUCUCUUGUCCAUGAUCAUGGUGCACUGAGGCUGCUAACAAGUGUAGUAGGAGAGGACAAAGUUAUUCUGGGGACAGAUUACCCUUUUCCACUUGGGGAACUGGAACCUGGAAAACUGAUUGACUCAAUGGAAGAUUUUGACAAUAAAUUGAAGGAUAAACUCAAGGCUGGAAAUGCUUUGGAAUUUUUGGGUCUUAGCAGAAAACAAUUUGAAUAAUUAUGAAGAUAUUAAAGAGACCAAACUUCAGAAACAAAAGUGAAUCCUUAAGGGAUACUUGUAUUUGCACAUGCAGUUAUACAACUGAAAAAUAAAUUUGGCAAGUAU